AUGGAGAACAUGAGCAAGGAUCUGGAGAAAGCUGAGGCCUCUGAGAUCAUUGGCCCUAUCAGCACGGAAACAACAACGAACGAAGUACUGGACUUGAACAAGGACCUAGAAGCAGGACUGGCGGAAACUGAUGAAGAACAUGUACAAGUAGAAUGCAGAAUUUGCCAGGAGGAAGAUUUCAUGGACAAACUGGAAGCUCCUUGCCUCUGCAACGGCACUCUCAAGUUUGCUCACAGGAAUUGCAUUCAAAGAUGGAUCAACGAGAGGCUAAGCAUGAUUUGUGAAAUCUGCAAACAGCCAUACCAGCCGGAUUAUACGAUGGUCCUGCCUCCACCACAAGAUGUUCAAGCCGAAGAUUUGUGUUGCAGGGAUGGCUAUUUCACCUUUAAUAAUACUCCGGCGGCCGUGCAAGCUCAACGGGCGGCACAUAUUGACGCAGCAGCAGCGGAGUACAUGCGGCGGCAGCAGGCUUAUAAUGCUAGAGCCUUCAGUGGCAGUGCAGUGUGCCGCAUUGGAGCUGUUAUUUGCCUGGCGUUUCUGGUAGUGAAAGAUGUCUACUACUUCAUAGAAAAUGGAGAGGAAAGUGACCUCGUGACAAUCUUUUGUGUUAUGUUUGGUUUCUUUAUACCAUGCUAUCUUCUGGCAUGGUUUGCGAAAGCGUUGAACCAAAAUGAAGGGGAUUCGGCAGCGUCAGAGGUUGCAAUUGCGUCGCAGUCUAGCGUCCCCGUUGCGUCACAGUCUAGCAUGAGGUGA
Prunus armeniaca (apricot) is the source of this 753-nucleotide messenger RNA. Lineage: Eukaryota; Viridiplantae; Streptophyta; Magnoliopsida; Rosales; Rosaceae. The record is from the annotation of a GenBank genome assembly.